CGUGCCCCCGUGUGCUACCAAAAAAAAAAAAAACGCCUGCGCUGUCGCGCACGCUGCUGCCUCGCAUGCACGCCCACACGUAGGCGCCGGCAGCAGGAGGCAGCACCGCACCGGCGCCGCGGCCCCCAGCUGUUACCUCGGCACGCCCAUCGAAACCCUCCCCCUCGUCGCUCCUCUCUGCCGUCUGCUACUCUGCUCUACCCACCACCGGCGCCCACAUCACGUUACCAGCCAGCACCAGAGCACCCGAGGGAGGAUUCACACAUCACGAUACCGGACGACGCCGAAGAAAAAGAAAAGCGAAGCACACAGCUCGAGAGAAGCGCACGGCAGGCGAGAAGAAAAGGCGCUGACGCCUCGUUUCCGUCCUGUUGCUGACAGGCACACACUACUCGCCAGAUUGGAUCACUCCCCUUCCCUGCUCUUCCGUCUUCCGCGGGCCGGGCAAAGCUCUCUGGCGCGGCGACACUUCCUCCAAGACCUCGCCGCCGGCGUGAGGGGCAGUCGCCGCCGGCAGUCCGCGGCGCGGAGCAUCAAGGCCGCAGCAAAAGGGAGAGCAAGUGGGCGAAGUGGUACUGUUGCGGUAUUCUCCGGAACACUCUCUCCAUCCCCAUCCCCAUCCACCAAAGCAGCAGCCAGCAGCAGGUGUUCUCAAAAUGCAGUCAUCUGUGAUGGCGUUCUUCCCUAGUGUUGCCACAGCAAAACUGGAGCUGAAUUCUCUGUACAGGAAAUAUGUGGACAUGUUUGGUAUAUCGUUAAACAACUCUACCGUUGGCUGCCAUCUCACCCGCAAAAUGGCGCACCUUCCUGUUCUGUUGAUCGAUCGUACAUUUUUCAGUACUGGUUCUGCUAUUCAGAGUAUUGCCACCAGCUACGGAGCUCUUAUUCGUAGGUGGUUACUGAACAGAACUUCUGUUGUACAGCACACGCUGAUUUCCAGUGCUAUGAACUCACUGUCUUGGUGUGGCUCCUUGCCAUUCUUUGUCAGCAUUGGUGUUCUAAUCACCAAGCUCUGUGACUGCACUAUGACCCCGAACCGUUUUUGUGGUCGGCAAUGCAUCCUUAGUCAUAGUGCUAACCUCCGUGGAGAAUCAGUUUUGGUCAUGGACAAUAAUGAACUGGGCAAUGAUCAGAGCUUCUUAUCAAGUUUCCUUGGGCGCAAGCGAGAUUAUGUCGUCCUAGCGCUUCAGUGCAUCUGUUACCCUGCUUGUCUGAAGGUUGUUGAUGUCCCCCACAAGAAGCUCAGCUUCAGCAGGCAGUGGAUACGGACUGGCCAUGACACAAGUGCAAUUUGGAGGAUCAUGGCAAGGAAUGAACAAUACUUGGCAUGCAUGAUAGUCCUGGCAGCCUUGCAAGUUUUCCUGCGGCUAACCAGAGUGAAUGUUACCAUUCUGUUCUUGCCAAUGCUGUCCCGAGCCAUAAGUUCCAGGAGCAGCCCAGCAGUGAUCGGUAACAUCGUGCUGGUUUUGGUGAACUCCUGUGGAGUUCUUGGAUCUGCACUUUCAGUGAAACAGCUUGGCAGGGAGGUGACGUUCGCCAUCAGUGCCAUCGUGAUGGUAAUUUGCCAGGUCGCAAUUCCAUUGAUCCUAGAAGUUCAGAUCGGAGUUGGUGGUGGAACUCGCAUGCCGAUGGGUUACACAACAGCGAUGUUCGUCCUGACUUGUGUUGUCUCCUGCGGCCUCAGCUGGUCAUGGGGUUCAUUCUUCUGGACCUUCCCUGGUAGGAAGGUUCACUCGGCUGGACAGGUUCUGGCCAUGGCUGUGAACCUGGGCGUCUGCUUCGCCCAGAUGCAGUACUUCCUGCUGGUGCUAUGCAGGCUGAAGAACGCCACUCUUGCCUACUAUGCACUGUGGAUCUGGUCAUGAUUGGGAUUCAGCUGAGGAAAAUGCGUAGCUAGAUGAGUGUGUGUUAACUCUGGUUACUUGAGUGGGUUAGUUUGGUGGAUGUAAAUAUUUCUCUUCCCACUUCUUUAUCUUGGCCUGGUUUUGUACAGUUUUGCUGCUCUUUUCUGAUGGCUUCGCAGAUCGCAACUGUAGGGCUUGGUUA
This is a messenger RNA of Sorghum bicolor (sorghum), 2046 nucleotides long. Its product is annotated as sugar transport protein 5. Gene Ontology annotation, molecular function: carbohydrate transmembrane transporter activity. Gene Ontology annotation, cellular component: membrane. The transcript has 6 exons. The coding region runs from base 657 to 1865 and encodes 402 amino acids. Lineage: Eukaryota; Viridiplantae; Streptophyta; Magnoliopsida; Poales; Poaceae. Gene Ontology annotation, biological process: transmembrane transport. The record is from RefSeq and is a predicted model, not a curated record.